Solea senegalensis (Senegalese sole) is the source of this 435-nucleotide messenger RNA. It is a transcript of the gene mrpl53, whose product is annotated as mitochondrial ribosomal protein L53. The transcript is spliced from 3 exons. Gene Ontology annotation, cellular component: mitochondrial large ribosomal subunit. The record is from RefSeq and is a predicted model, not a curated record. Bases 42 to 368 code for a protein of 108 amino acids. Lineage: Eukaryota; Metazoa; Chordata; Actinopteri; Pleuronectiformes; Soleidae.
CGCCCUGUCGAGGUUAGAGGUGACAGAGAGAAGGAGCAAACAUGGCUGCGUCCAGGAAAGCGUCCAUGGUGCUGAAGGCUGUGAAGAAAAUCUCGGUUCACUUUUGUCCUUUUCAGUCCAACGUUCGCUCCACGCGAGAGUUUCUGGCCGCAGUGGGCUCUGAGAAGGUCAGGUCCACCAACAUAAACUGUGAGGUCGUAUCCACAGUGAAACACGACAACUCUGAACCUGUCGUGGAUGUUACGUUUGUUGACGGGGAGAGGCUGCUGAUGAAGGGCGCACAUCUGACCGGCUUUGAGAUGCUGAGCGCGUUUCAGUCACGGUGCGCAGCCAAAGACACGCAAGGAAAACCCGCAGCAAAGAAGUGAUGACAUUUGACCCGUGUUCUAUUUAACUCUGUACAUUUGUAAUAAAGGUAUCUGAUUGAAAAGUGAA